GCAGAAUCCAGCUCUCAUCUCAAUAUCAACUGCAAAACUGCAAGGCUCAUCAAAAUACUAACUGAAGGCACUUCCGAAAGAAAUAUCCUCUGGCUAGGUCCAAAAAGCAACGCGCUGGAGAAAGACGCGUCUUUGUUGAAGUGGCAACGCAAUUUGAAUGCUCAAAAACCUCAGAAGUUUCCGCAAUCGUUUUCCUCCAGUACCUGAUCAAAAAUGACUGCAGACAUGGAAACUCAAAAUGAGUUCGAUGACAGCGGACUGCCAGGACCAGGAGCACCAACCCCGCUCUCGUCACUGGAGGGUAUGGCAGGCCUGACCAGUCGUGACAUCAAACUGUUUGUCGAUGCGGGUUAUCACACUGUCGAGUCGAUCGCGUAUACACCGAAACGGUUACUUGAACAAAUCAAGGGUAUCUCCGAACAGAAAGCCACUAAAAUCCUGGUUGAGGCGGCGAAAUUAGUCCCUAUGGGGUUUACAACGGCCACGGAAAUGCAUGCUCGACGAAGCGAACUUAUCUCAAUCACAACGGGCUCCAAGCAGCUGGAUACGCUUCUGGGAGGUGGAAUAGAGACAGGAUCAAUUACGGAGAUUUUCGGCGAGUUUAGGACGGGAAAGAGUCAGAUUUGCCAUACCCUUGCCGUCACAUGCCAGCUACCAUUCGAUAUGGGUGGCGGCGAAGGAAAGUGUCUUUAUAUUGAUACUGAAGGAACGUUUCGCCCGGUGCGUCUGCUAGCUGUUGCGCAGCGUUACGGUCUGGUAGGCGAGGAGGUUCUUGACAAUGUGGCUUAUGCUCGAGCAUACAACUCCGAUCACCAACUGCAACUGCUCAAUCAAGCUUCUCAGAUGAUGUGUGAGACCCGAUUCUCUCUCUUGGUCGUCGACUCAGCUACCUCCCUAUACAGAACUGACUUCAACGGCCGCGGUGAACUAUCAACUCGACAAACGCACCUGGCUAAAUUUAUGCGUACAUUGCAACGUCUAGCCGAUGAGUUCGGCAUUGCAGUCGUUAUAACGAAUCAAGUUGUUGCCCAGGUUGACGGAGGGCCGAGUGCUAUGUUUAAUCCUGACCCCAAGAAGCCGAUUGGUGGUAAUAUCAUCGCGCAUGCCAGUACAACGAGAUUGAGCUUGAAGAAGGGGAGAGGCGAGACCAGAGUUUGCAAGAUCUACGACAGCCCAUGCCUUCCGGAGAGUGACUGUCUCUUCGCCAUCAACGAGGAUGGAAUAGGGGACCCGAGCCCGAAGGAUUUAGAGAAUGAUUGA
Messenger RNA from Aspergillus nidulans FGSC A4, 1260 nucleotides. RefSeq names its product recombinase RAD51. The transcript has 4 exons. Gene Ontology annotation, biological process: meiotic joint molecule formation; G2/M transition of mitotic cell cycle; mitotic recombination-dependent replication fork processing. Gene Ontology annotation, cellular component: condensed nuclear chromosome; site of double-strand break; nuclear chromosome. Gene Ontology annotation, molecular function: ATP-dependent activity, acting on DNA; Swi5-Sfr1 complex binding; identical protein binding. Bases 214 to 1260 code for a protein of 348 amino acids. The record is from RefSeq and is a predicted model, not a curated record. Lineage: Eukaryota; Fungi; Ascomycota; Eurotiomycetes; Eurotiales; Aspergillaceae.